AAAUCCGCGGGACGAGUAAAACCAGAAACCGGGCAACCGGGGCCCUAUAAAGCCGCCCCAAAGCUCACCGGAAUCCGCCUCAUCAUCCAGUCAGCAUCGCGGUCUAUCUGCUCGAGCGAUUCUCUGAUUCCGGAUCUCCGGCGAACUUUGUCCAAUUUUCAGGCAAGUUCUCACUUGUUUUUCUCUCUCGUGGUUUUCCGAAUGGCCGACGAAGAGGUUAGGGAGCGUCGGAUCGUGGUGGCGGUGGACGAGAGCGAGCAGAGCAUGUACGCCCUCUCCUGGUGCUUGGAGAAUCUCGUCUGCGACUCGGAAAGCGGAAAUAUCAAGGAUACCCUCAUCCUCGCCUUUGCGAGGCCGCCGCGCACCGUCUACACUGCCCUCGACGGAACAGCAGGUUAUCUUUUCUCAACGGAGGUGGUUGACUCCAUGGAGAAAUAUAGCCUAGAAGUGGCUGCUUCUGUUAUAGCAAAGGCCACUGCAAUCUGUAAGGACUUGAAACAUGUCAAAGUUGAUACAAAAGUUGGAUGUGGCGAUGCGAGGGACGUGAUAUGCGACAUGGUGGAGAAGGUUGGAGGCGACAUCCUGGUCAUGGGGAGCCAUGGCUAUGGCCUCAUCAAAAGGGCCUUCUUAGGGAGUGUAAGCAACCACUGCGCACAGAAUGUGAAAUGUCCUGUUUUGAUCGUCAAGAAGCCCAAAGCCUAGACUAGAGGUUUGGACAUAUGUGUGGGUGUUGUGGGUUAUCGAGAGGGCUUUUCUUGUUGGUUGUGGAAUGUGAACUCUCUCUCUCUUUCUCUAUGUGCAGUUCUGUAUAUGAGUGCUUUUAUGUCGUCCAGAAGAAACAUUCUCGGAUAAGUUUUCUGCGCUUUUCCCUUUCCUUUAUAUGAUGCAGACCAGCAAUUUUUUUGCGCAAUGAGAUUUGCAGGCUAGGUUCGUCUAUUUUUGCCGUUUCUUAUUUUGGACAUCCUUCAGUAUUGUAUUAAACUCUUUUCCUUCA
Nymphaea colorata (pocket water lily) is the source of this 994-nucleotide messenger RNA. Its product is annotated as universal stress protein PHOS32-like. NCBI's taxonomy places the organism in Eukaryota, Viridiplantae, Streptophyta, Magnoliopsida, Nymphaeales, Nymphaeaceae. The record is from RefSeq and is a predicted model, not a curated record. The transcript is spliced from 4 exons. The coding region runs from base 202 to 702 and encodes 166 amino acids.